UACCAACUGAACUUACUUCCGCUAAAAUGGCGCCCUCCACUGCUGCCUACGUCAUCAACAUGCGCCCGAGACGCUUCAGCCCCAACAAACCUCCGGCAGUUUGGCUCUUAUUUUAACUUUAUGCCUAAAUGAUGCCGGCGGCGAGGCAGGUCCGUCGGCGCUGAGAAGAGGGAAGAAGAAUAAGAAGAGGAGGAAGGCUCUGCUAUGGGGCGUAACCCUGGCGGGGUCUGCCCUUUCUUCUUGCAAGGCAACUGCCGCUUCGGGGAGCGCUGCUGGAAUGAACACCCGCGCUAUGAGCCAGGUUCCAAUAGAAGAGAAGGAUGGAGUAGCUAUAAUCAGAGAUACAGUAAUGUUGUCCAGCCACCUAAUUUUUCUAAAUCUUCCAACUGGCGUGACAAUAGAGAUGGUGGAUCUUUCGGGUUUUCUCAGAACAGGUUUGCUGGUUUAGAUGCCAGUGACAAUGUUAAUGAUGGCAUUAAAGAUGAAGAUGAGAAACUUAUGGAAAUAAUCAUGAAAGACAUGGAGAUUUGGGAAUCUUCAGGCCAAUGGAUGUUUUCCACCUAUUCACCAAUGAAAGAGAAGCCUAAUAUUUCAGGUUUUCAAGACUUUUUACCAGCAGAGUUACGUCUUGAAUAUUAUAAUUGCAGAACAAACAAUGAUACACAAAGUUAUAUCAGUUCAGUCCAGCAGUUAUUGACCCAGUGGAGAAGCAGAUUGCAUGAGUUGAAGAAUAUAAAUGCAUCUACUAAAACUAGAUUGAUAGCAGAAUUGAAGAAUGUGGCUGUUCAGCCACCACCUGCAUUUGGGUUUGGAGUACAGCAGCAAUCAGCUUUUGGAACAUCCACCUUUCCUGUGGAUAAACAGAGCAGUGCUCAAACCUUCUCUUUUAAGUCAACUUCUGAACUAAGCAGCGUCCCACCUAGAAGCACGCCUGCAUUUGGUGGUGCGCCUGCAUUUGGUGGUGCGCCUGCAUUUGGGAACCUUACUAGUGUUCAAGGCACCAAUGUCCCCUCUGCCCCAUCCCAUUCAGUUGGCUUUGGGAACCAAGCGUCUUCAUCAGCAGCUUCCUUUUCAUUUAAGACAACAGCAGCUUCGGAUGGAUUUGGAGCUCCUGGCUUUUCAAAUUUUGGAAAAUCUUUUCCUUCAAGUUCUUCAGACACCACAACUACUUCAGGAUUUGGAAAAGCAGCUGCUGCCCCUAUUUUGGAUUCAGGGAACUCAGUGUUUGGGAAGGCAGCAAAUGCCUUUGGCGGUCAUGCUACAUUGACACCCUCAGUAACCCCAGUUACCAUUUCUUCAGAAAAGUUAUUUACACCAAAAAAUGAGUUAUCCGAGGAAGAACUAAAGCAAUUUGAAGCCAAAAAGUUCUCACUAGGAAAAAUUCCUUUAAAGCCGCCUCCUCUUGAACUCUUAAGUAUGUAGUAAAUUCAGCAAUUUUUUUAUCAGAUACAAAAGCAGUAAUCCUUCAGAAAAUAUUUUUUCUGCCUCACCAGCAUUGGUUUAAAAAAUUCAUUUCUGCCAAUGAUAUGAUUUGGCUCUGAUAAGGACAUUGAAAUCGUGAAUGCUGCAUAAGCAAAUUAUAGUUUUCAAUAAACGUAAAAUGGAACGCA
Messenger RNA from Sceloporus undulatus (fence lizard), 1610 nucleotides. It is a transcript of the gene NUP42, whose product is annotated as nucleoporin 42. The record is from RefSeq and is a predicted model, not a curated record. The coding region runs from base 205 to 1422 and encodes 405 amino acids. NCBI's taxonomy places the organism in Eukaryota, Metazoa, Chordata, Lepidosauria, Squamata, Phrynosomatidae. Gene Ontology annotation, molecular function: nuclear export signal receptor activity; metal ion binding. Gene Ontology annotation, cellular component: nuclear envelope. The transcript is spliced from 8 exons.